CAGCUCCCUGGACCUCAGCAGGAUGACAGAGAAGCUGAAGACCACCAAGAUCAUCUUUGUAGUGGGAGGGCCUGGCUCAGGGAAGGGCACCCAGUGUGAGAAGAUUGUCCAGAAGUAUGGCUACACCCAUCUCUCCACCGGGGACCUCCUUCGGGCCGAGGUCAGCUCAGGCUCAGACAGGGGCAAGAUGCUGUCAGAGAUCAUGGAGAAGGGCCAGCUUGUGCCGCUGGAGACGGUGUUAGACAUGCUCCGAGAUGCCAUGGUGGCCAAAGUAGACACUUCCAAAGGCUUCCUCAUUGACGGCUACCCACGGGAGGUGCAGCAGGGAGAAGAGUUUGAGCGGCGGAUUGGACAGCCCACACUGCUGCUGUAUGUGGACGCAGGCGCCGAAACCAUGACCCAGAGGCUCCUGAAGCGUGGAGAGACCAGCGGGCGUGUAGACGACAAUGAGGAGACCAUCAAGAAUCGGCUGCAGACCUACUACAAGGCCACAGAACCCGUCAUCGCCUUCUACGAGAAACGUGGCAUUGUGCGAAAGGUCAAUGCUGAAGGCUCUGUGGACAGUGUUUUCUCCCAGGUCUGCACCCAUCUGGAUACCCUGAAGUAGCAAAGUUUGGAGUCUUCCCCAGCUCAGAGUCCCACCCCUCCCUAUCUGACUCCAGGCUGUCCUGGCCCAAGCCCAACACCUCCACCCUACCCGGCUGGAGCACAGACAGAGGAAGCUACGUUAUCCUGUUUUCAUGGACAGCCGAGCACUAAAGGAAUUUCCAAGGAC
This is a messenger RNA of Chrysochloris asiatica (Cape golden mole), 775 nucleotides long. It is a transcript of the gene AK1, whose product is annotated as adenylate kinase 1. The coding region runs from base 23 to 607 and encodes 194 amino acids. Gene Ontology annotation, biological process: ATP metabolic process; nucleoside triphosphate biosynthetic process. The record is from RefSeq and is a predicted model, not a curated record. Gene Ontology annotation, molecular function: AMP kinase activity; nucleoside diphosphate kinase activity; ATP binding. Gene Ontology annotation, cellular component: cytosol; cytoplasm. NCBI's taxonomy places the organism in Eukaryota, Metazoa, Chordata, Mammalia, Afrosoricida, Chrysochloridae. The transcript is spliced from 6 exons.